This is a messenger RNA of Saccharomyces mikatae IFO 1815, 5508 nucleotides long. RefSeq names its product bifunctional urea carboxylase/allophanate hydrolase (gene DUR12). The transcript has a single exon. The coding region runs from base 1 to 5508 and encodes 1835 amino acids. Gene Ontology annotation, molecular function: urea carboxylase activity; ATP binding; metal ion binding. Lineage: Eukaryota; Fungi; Ascomycota; Saccharomycetes; Saccharomycetales; Saccharomycetaceae. Gene Ontology annotation, cellular component: mitochondrion. The record is from RefSeq and is a predicted model, not a curated record.
AUGACAGUAAGCUCUAAUACUGUGGCAGAAAUAUCAUCAGGUUGGUCCGUUCAAGACUGGAUUGACUUCCACAAGUCUUCGAGUCCUCAGGCUUCACUGAAGCUUCUUGAAUCGCUACUAGACUCUCAAAAUGUCGCACCAGUCGAUAAUGCGUGGAUAUCGCUGGCUUCAAAGGAAAACCUAUUGCACCAAUUCCGGAUUCUAGAAAGCAGAAAAAAUAAAGAAACUUUGCCUCUUUACGGUGUUCCCAUCGCUGUCAAAGACAACAUUGAUGUUAGAGGUUUACCUACCACCGCAGCAUGCCCAUCUUUUGCAUAUGAGCCAUCUAAAGACUCUAAAGUAGUCGAAUUACUAAGAGAUGCAGGUGCGAUAAUUAUGGGUAAGACCAAUCUAGACCAGUUUGCUACGGGCUUAGUGGGCACACGGUCUCCAUAUGGGAAAACCCCUUGUGCCUUUAGUAGCGAACAUGUAUCUGGUGGUUCCUCUGCUGGGUCGGCAUCAGUCGUUGCUAGAGGUAUUGUACCAAUUGCAUUAGGUACGGAUACAGCUGGUUCUGGCAGAGUUCCAGCCGCCUUGAACAACUUGAUUGGUCUAAAACCGACGAAAGGCGUCUUUUCCUGUCAAGGUGUGGUCCCUGCUUGUAAAUCUUUGGACUGCGUUUCCAUCUUUGCAUUGAACUUAAGUGAUGCAGAACGCUGCUUCGGCAUCAUGUGCCAACCAGAUCCUGAGAAUGACGAAUAUUCAAGACCAUAUGUUUCCAAUCCUUUAAAAAAAUUUCCAAAGAAUGCAACCAUCGCUAUUCCAAAAAAUAUUCCAUGGUAUGGAGAAACCAAGAACCCUGUGCUGUUUACCAAUGCUAUUGAAAACUUAUCCAAAACGGGCGCUAACGUUAUAGAAAUUGAUUUUGAACCUCUUUUAGAGUUGGCUCGUUGCUUAUACGAAGGUACUUGGGUGGCCGAGCGUUAUCAAGCUAUUCAGUCUUUUUUGGAGGGCAAACCUCCAAAGGAGUCUUUGGACCCUACUGUUAUUUCAAUUAUAGAAGGGGCAAAGAAAUACAGUGCGGUAGAUUGCUUCAGUUAUGAAUACAAAAGACAAGGCAUUUUGCAAAAAGUGCAAGAACUUCUCAAAUCUGUCGACGUCUUGUGUGUACCCACAUGUCCUUUAAAUCCAACUAUGCAACAAGUUGCGGAUGAGCCGGUCUUAGUCAAUUCAAGACAAGGCACAUGGACCAAUUUUGUCAACUUGGCAGAUCUAGCUGCACUUGCUGUCCCUGGAGGAUUUAGGGACGAUGGCUUGCCAAACGGUAUUACCUUGAUCGGUAAGAAAUUCACAGAUUACGCCCUGUUAGAGUUGUCUAACCGUUAUUUCCAAAAGGCAUUCCCCAACGGGUCCAGGAGUUACGGCAUUUUUACAAGUCCUUCAGUAAAACCAGUAAACGACCAAUUAACCGGUCCAAACUACGACCCAUCCACUUCCAUUAAACUAGCCGUUGUUGGUGCUCACCUGAAGGAUCUUCCUUUGCACUGGCAAUUGGAAAAGGUCAAUGCAACAUAUUUAUGCACAACUAAAACGUCAAAAUCUUAUCAGCUUUUUGCUCUGCCUAAAAAUGGCCCUGUUUUAAAACCGGGGUUGAGAAGAGUUCAAGAGGGUGAUGGGUUCCAAGUCGAGUUAGAAGUUUACAGCGUUCCUAAAGACCAGUUUGGUACUUUUAUAUCUAUGGUUCCUGAACCAUUAGGAAUAGGUUCAGUAGAGUUAGAAUCCGGCGAAUGGAUUAAAUCUUUCAUUUGUGAGGAAUCUGGUUACAAAGCUAAAGGUACGGUAGACAUCACGAAAUAUGGUGGAUUUAGAGCUUAUUAUGAAAUGUUAAAGAAAAAAGAGUCCGAAAAGAAGAAGUUAUUUGAUACAGUAUUAAUUGCUAACAGAGGUGAAAUAGCUGUUCGUAUUAUCAAGACAUUGAAAAAAAUGGGUAUUAAGUCAGUUGCAGUCUAUUCCGACCCUGACAAGUAUUCUCAACAUGUUACUGAUGCUGAUAUUUCUGUUCCCCUUCACGGCACCACCGCUGCACAAACUUAUUUGGAUAUGGAUAAGAUUAUAAACGCCGCUAAACAAACCAACGCGCAAGCCAUUAUUCCUGGGUAUGGUUUCUUGUCGGAAAAUGCAGAUUUUUCUGAUGCAUGUACCAAUGCUGGCAUUACCUUUGUAGGUCCUUCUGGGGAUAUUAUUAGAGGUUUAGGGUUAAAACAUUCAGCUAGGCAAAUCGCCCAGAAAGCUGGUGUUCCUUUAGUGCCAGGUUCUUUACUUAUCACCUCUGUUGAAGAGGCUAAGAAAGUUGCAGCAGAAUUAGAAUAUCCAAUAAUGGUGAAGUCAACUGCUGGUGGUGGUGGUAUUGGUCUGCAAAAAGUUGAAUCCGAAAAGGAUAUUGAACAUAUUUUCGAGACCGUGAAACAUCAAGGUAAAACAUUCUUCGGUGAUGCUGGCGUAUUUUUGGAACGAUUCAUUGAAAAUGCUAGACACGUUGAAGUUCAACUUAUGGGUGAUGGUUUUGGGAAAGCAAUUGCUUUGGGUGAACGUGAUUGUUCUCUACAACGUCGUAACCAAAAAGUCAUCGAAGAAACACCCGCUCCAAAUCUACCAGAAAAGACGAGGCUGGCGUUAAGAAAGGCAGCCGAAAGCCUGGGCUCUUUAUUGAAUUACAAGUGUGCUGGUACUGUUGAAUUUAUAUACGAUGAAAAGAAGGAUGAAUUUUACUUCCUAGAGGUUAACACAAGAUUACAAGUUGAGCAUCCAAUUACAGAAAUGGUUACAGGACUGGACUUGGUCGAGUGGAUGGUCAGGAUUGCCGCUAAUGAUGCACCCGACUUUGAUUCUACAAAGGUUGAAGUGAAUGGUGUUUCAAUGGAAGCACGUUUAUAUGCUGAGAAUCCAUUGAAAAAUUUUAGACCUUCUCCAGGUUUGCUUGUCGAUGUGGAAUUCCCUGAUUGGGCAAGAGUGGAUACUUGGGUUAAAAAAGGUACUAAUAUAUCUCCCGAGUAUGAUCCAACAUUGGCCAAAAUUAUCGUCCACGGAAAGGACCGUAACGAUGCAAUUUUCAAGUUGAACAAAGCCCUGGAAGAGACGAAAGUGUAUGGAUGUAUCACUAACAUUGACUAUCUAAAAUCUAUUAUCACCUCUGACUUUUUUGGUGAAGCAAGGGUCUCCACUAACAUUUUGAAUUCUUAUCAAUAUGAACCCACCGCAAUCGAAGUAACGUUGCCUGGUGCCCAUACCAGUAUUCAGGAUUACCCAGGAAGAGUUGGGUACUGGAGAAUUGGUGUUCCACCCUCUGGUCCAAUGGAUGCAUAUUCAUUCAGAUUGGCGAACAGAAUUGUGGGUAAUGAUUACAGAACACCUGCUAUUGAAGUGACCUUGACUGGUCCAUCCAUCGUAUUCCAUUGUGAAACUGUCAUUGCUAUUACUGGUGGUACUGCUACAUGUACAUUAAAUGGACAAGAAAUUCCUCAACAUAAACCAGUUGAUGUCAAGAGGGGUUCUACUUUAUCCAUUGGCAAGUUGACAAGUGGUUGCAGAGCGUACUUGGCUAUCAGAGGGGGCAUCGAUGUGCCUAAAUACUUGGGCUCUUAUUCUACAUUUACUUUGGGAAAUGUUGGAGGGUAUAAUGGAAGGGUGUUGAAACUUGGAGACGUACUGUUUUUGCCAAGUAAUGAAGGGAAGAAAUUAAUUGACACCCCUCCACAAGAUAUCUCUCAAUCUUUAAUUCCUCAAAUUUCUGAAACUAAGGAGUGGAAAAUUGGUGUGACAUGUGGUCCACAUGGUUCUCCGGAUUUGUUUAAACCCGAAUCCAUCGAAGAUUUUUUCAACGAGAAGUGGAAGGUUCACUACAACUCUAAUAGAUUUGGUGUUCGUUUAAUUGGACCUAAACCUAAAUGGGCUAGAAGCAACGGUGGUGAAGGUGGUAUGCAUCCUUCGAACACCCAUGAUUAUGUUUAUUCGUUGGGUGCUAUUAAUUUCACAGGUGAUGAACCGGUUAUUAUUACUUGCGAUGGUCCUUCCUUAGGUGGUUUUGUGUGUCAAGCAGUUGUUCCAGAAGCAGAGUUGUGGAAGGUUGGACAGGUCAAACCUGGUGAUUCCAUUCAGUUUGUACCACUAUCCUAUGAAAGCUCCAGAUCCUUAAAGGAAUCUCAGGAUGUUGCAAUUGAAUCAUUGGAUGGCUCCAAAUUAAAACGGUUGGACUCUGUGUCAGCGCUACCCACUUUCGAAACGCCCAUCCUUGCACAAAUAGAAAAGAAAAAUGAACUUUCACCAAGAGUUGUAUACAGACAAGCAGGUGACCGUUAUAUUUUGGUGGAAUAUGGUGAUAACGAAAUGAACUUUAAUAUUUCUUACAGAAUUGAAUGUUUGAUUGCCCUUGUUAAGAAGAAUGAGACUGUCGGUAUUGUUGAAAUGUCUCAGGGUGUUAGAUCAGUUUUGAUAGAGUUUGAUGGUUACAAAGUGACCCAAAAAGAUCUACUUGAUAUAUUGGUGGCGUAUGAGACUGAAAUUCAAUUUGACAAAAACUGGAAAAUUACUUCUAAUAUAAUCAGAUUGCCGAUGGCUUUCGAAGACUCCAAGACUUUGGCUUGUGUCCAAAGGUACGAAGAAACAAUUCGUUCGUCUGCUCCAUGGUUACCAAAUAACGUUGAUUUUAUUGCCAAUGUGAAUGGUAUCUCAAGAAAAGAGGUUUAUGAUAUGUUGUAUUCAGCCAGAUUCUUAGUUUUAGGAUUAGGUGAUGUUUUCCUAGGAUCGCCUUGUGCUGUUCCAUUGGAUCCUCGUCACAGAUUCCUGGGAAGUAAAUAUAACCCAAGUAGAACAUACACCGAAAGAGGUGCAGUGGGUAUCGGUGGUAUGUACAUGUGCAUAUAUGCUGCCAAUAGUCCUGGUGGGUAUCAAUUAGUUGGUAGAACCGUUCCAAUUUGGGACAAAUUAUGCCUAGCUGCUUCUUCUGAGGUUCCAUGGUUGAUGAAUCCAUUUGAUCAAGUUGAAUUUUACCCUGUCUCUGAAGAGGAUCUAAAUAAAAUGACUGACGAUUGUGAUAAUGGUGUCUUUGAAGUCAACAUCGAGAAGGGCAUUUUUGAUCAUCAAGAGUACAUGAAGUGGGUCGACGCGAACAAAGACUCUAUCACAGAAUUUCAAGAAGGCCAACUUGGUGAAAGAGCUGAAGAAUUCGCCAAAUUGAUAAAAAACGCGAACUCUGACCUGAAAGAGGCUACUACGGUAAAGCAAGAUGAAGAAGAUGAUUUCCCUGAAGGUGCAGAAAUCGUAUAUUCUGAGUAUUCUGGACGUUUCUGGAAGUCUAUAGCAUCUGUCGGAGACGUUAUUGAAGCAGGCCAAGGGCUUCUUAUUAUUGAGGCCAUGAAGGCAGAAAUGAUUAUUUCUGCUCCCAAAUCGGGAAAAAUCAUAAAGAUUUGCCACGGAAAUGGUGAUAUGGUUGAUUCUGGUGACAUAGUAGCCGUUAUAGAAACUAUUGCAUAA